Molecule: messenger RNA, 2297 nt
Organism: Ornithodoros turicata
Lineage: Eukaryota; Metazoa; Arthropoda; Arachnida; Ixodida; Argasidae
Exons: 1
Coding region: 30-1958 (642 amino acids)
Source: RefSeq, a predicted model, not a curated record
UCAGACAGCAAAAUUGACACUGGACAGAAAUGAAAAUUCUAAAGAAGCACGACAUCAAGAUACUCUCAUUGGUAUGCAUCGCCCUGGGGGCCUUUCUUUACACUCAGAUGUUACUGCUACCACUUAGUAGAAGCAGCCUCUCUGGACAAGCAAGACCACCUGAAACGAUUGGCACAGGAGGUCCGUCUACUGGGGAGGCGAAGAAGUUCCUCGUAAACACAAGUUCUUGUUCUAUUCCCGAUAUCGACCCUUUCGAUGCAAGUAUCAAACGAUUUUAUGCCAAAAAGGAUGGGCGACUUUGUCCCGACAUUCCUUCGUUCGUACAGAUACUCAAUCACUCCAUACCAACGAUUCAGGAAGCUAGAUUGCGGGACGUGUACGGGCUGAGUCGCAACAAUAUUAGCUGCACAUACCGCGAGAUCUAUCGCAAUGAGUCUGUGUCCGUGCCAGACGCAGUGCCGUUCUAUAAGGACACGGAACCACUUGUGUUUGACAUGCCUUUAAUUACGGAAUAUGGCCACAUCAAAUGUUUCACCCCUGGUGGUAGGAUGUUCCACGAAGAGUUCGUCCUCGUCCCCAUACUGAAGCCAACUGCUGAGAAGAGGUUGAAAGGAAUCGAGGUCAACUUCAACGAAGCGUUCCCACGGCUCAACGUCUUGGUGCUCGGAAUGGACUCGGUGUCCCGUAUUAACUUUAACCGACACUUACCCCGAUCUGGAAAAUUUGUUCGAGAUGUUUUGAGGGGGUUCGAGCUCUUCGGUUACAACAAGGUCGGCCGAAACUCCUUUCCCAAUCAGACGCCGCUUUUAACCGGGCUCUCCGCGGACGAGGCCAAAAGCAUGGCGACGAAUAAGUUCUUCGACGACCUGCCCUUCGUAUGGAAGGAAUACAAGAAGCAAGGGUACAGUACAUUGUUUCUCGAAGAAACGCCAAAGUACGGUUUGUACACGUGCGACGGCAAAGGUUUUAAACACUCCCCUACAGACUACUAUCCCAGGCAUGUCGUACAGGCAGUUGACAGGUCGUAUUUGAAGAGGUAUAAGUCUGUCACUUACUGCGUGGGACCCAAAUUGCCAAUGACACUAUAUUUAGAGUAUCUCCUGGGACUCAUCGAUACGUGGAAAGACCAACCAUUCUUUGCGUACGCGUGGAUGUCCGAGCUGGCACAUAAUGACCUCAACACUGCGGGACUCAGCGACUCUCCGUUCCUGGAUUUUCUCCGUGCCCUCUACGAUCGGGGUGUCCUUAAUAACACUGUGGUCGCAUUCAUGAGCGACCACGGACUACGCUUUGGAAGCUUCCGCAAUACGUACGUUGGCUGGUACGAAGACAACUUGCCGUUCGCCUUCCUGCUCUUUCCGGACUGGUUCCUCGAGAGGUAUCCACAGUACGCUAAGGCGCUUGAAACGAAUCAGAGAAGACUAACGACGCACUACGACAUGCAUGCUACUCUGCUUCAAAUGUGUGGCUUUACCAACAUGAAAAGGACGGACACGAAGCGUGGGCUCAGUUUGUUUUACGAAGUUCCCGAGAAUCGCACCUGUGCUGCUGCGUCCAUACCGGACCACUUGUGCACUUGUCUUCGGACAUCAACCCUUCCACGAGAUCAUCCCCUCGCGCAUCGACUUGCUAGCUUUGUCUUGAAUGAAGUGAACCGCCUAGUCCAGAAAGAGUUCAGCGAGAAAUGUGAGGGCUGGAGUUUAAAGGAUGUCGUCUCCGUAUAUCGUUUACAUGUGCGAGAUAACAGAGAACAUAAAGGAACAACUACCCAUUACCGAAUUAACAUUGCUGCUUUUCCAGGCGGACUUUUCGAAGCUGCUGUCAGCCACACCACUGACAGGAGCGAGUCAUCGUUCGCGAUGUCACGGGAACCAGAUCGGAUUGAUAUGUACGCAGCUCACGCUGAUUGUGUACGGGCAAAUGUGCUAGCGAAGUACUGUUACUGUAAGCUGUUGUAGAACCCAUUUUGGAGUGCAGAACUACCACGAGUGCUGUUAACAGGUAAAUAAUUUAGCAAUCACUUGCGACGGUCAGAUUCUUGAGAAAACCUGGGUCCUCAUCUGGGUCCUUGUGAACGAACUGCAAAAUGUGAAGAGAUGGACAACUGCGGCCAUCAGCGACGUCACAGUGGUCUGGGUAGGCCGGGAUGGGGUGUGGACCAAUUUCGGCCACUAGAGCAUGAUAUGAGGUGACAACCACUUUUUAGAAUGUGCAAAAAAAAAAGGAUAGGAAGAAAGUUAUGCAGCACAAGUGUACGAAGUUGGGAUAGUUUGUGGAGUAAAGAUUUCCAUUCGUUG